GAACCUGUCGCCUGUUGUUAGCUUGUUCGCUUUAGCUAAUGGGUUGCUAACAUAAACAAUUUGCCAAUUUUAUGUGGAUUCUGGUAUUUUGACUGCAUGUAUAGCAUUUAACCAAGGAAAUGACUGCAGCAUUGCGUUGUAAAGCGUCCUGUGAGUAAGCCAGCUAACGUUACUUAGCAACCAAUGCUUGAUAAAAGGUGUUAGCAUGUUAGCAUGUUAGCUAACUGUUGUUUUUCCUGAUCUUUUACUCCAGGUGAAUUGUGAAAGAGGGAAAACGAUUGAUUGAUUUUCUCUUAGUAUACAUUCAGAUAUAUGUUUAUAUUUAUCCAGAAUGAACCCAAAUAAUGUUUUUGGUAGACAGCAAGGUGCUUUCCAGACCCCUAGUAAUGUCAGUCAGAGUAGUGGUUUGUUCCAGUCACUUUCUCAGCAGAGUGGUACAUCACCUAACAUUGGCUUUGGGCAGAAGCCACCCUUUGGCCAACCUUCAGCUUUUAUCCAACCACCAGUUUUUGCUCAAGCGUCUGCACAAGCGUCUGUUUUUGGUCAAACAUCAUCAUUUGGUCAGUCACCCUCUUUUGGUCAAAGUGGUGGUUUAGGACAGUCGUCUUCCUUCAGCUCCACUUCUCAAGCGCCGGCUUUUGGACAGCCGGCUUCGAGUCAGGCAACGCUUGGAUUUGGAGCACCUCCACCUUCAGCUGCACAGAGUCAGACUCCAGCAUUUGGUCAGGUUCAGGCAUUUGGCCAGACCUCUGGAUUUGGACAAACCACAUCUGGAUUUGGCAUUUCCUCCAGUAAUUCACAACCGCCUAGUUAUUCUAUCAGCACCGGAGGAUCUCAGCCUUUUGGUCAGCCGUCUGCCUUUGCUACCACAAGCUCUGCUGUUAGCGGUCAGAGCAACACACAGACUAGUGCAUUUGGGACAAAAUUUAACUUUAAGCCUCCAAAUGAAACUGUCUUCAAACCUAUUUUUAGUGUGAGUCCAGUACCUCCCAGUGUCCAACCUGUUCCAGCUCCUGAGCCUUUUGGUGCAUCUAAGCCAGUUACAGGUGGUUCAGAUAGCAGUAGUUCUGGAGGGUCUCUUUUCACUGGUGUAAAAUCAAGCACUCUGGGGUUCAGUUUCUCGCAGCCUGGAGCAGUCCCUUCUGCUUCAGUUGCAACUUCUAACACGUCUCAGACUUCAGGUGGUACGAUUGGUGCAAACACUCUACAAUUCACAUUUUCUCAACCUGCCAAUCCCUCGGGCAGCAGCAGCACUGUCACUGCUGCUCAAUCCACCAGCAUUUCCAGCAGCCCUUCUGCAUUUAGUUUCUCUGCAAAAGUUGUUCAGCCUCAGACAGUUUUUGGCCAACCUUCAUUUGCAUUUAGUAGUUUAAAACCUGAAGAGAGUUCAGAAGUGAGAAAUGAGGAGAGCUCAGGAGAUGCAGCUUUUGUAAGUCUUGGGAAGGGCAUGAAAAGGAAAGAAGAGCCCAGUGACACAAAUGCUAGUCAUGGAAAAAGUUCCAAAGUUGAGGAAGUGCAAGGUGAAUCUGUAGGCCCUAGACAUUCAUCUAAGCGGCCCCUUAUUAGAAGUAGAGGAGCUGCAGGUGGACUGUUUAUGAAUGCAUUGAGUGGACUAAUGAAGGCAUCAGUCAACAAGAAAGAAGAACGAACCACUGACAGAGCUCCUCUGGAGAGACCAGACCCCCCGGUUACAGAUGUGGAUGUUCCUCUUACUCCACCUAGACCUCCAGCUCCCAUAAGACAAGUUCUGGAAAAAGGGGAGAAGCCAGCUUCUGAGCCUGAAGUAGAGACGGGAAGCCCAUCUCGAAGAGCUGGACGUGGAGAUAGCACUGAUAGCCUGUCUGGUCUCUCUCCCUCUGAACUCACUGCCAUCCAGUGCAAGGGAAUCCCACCCAAACUCAACCGGAAAGACCUAGUCAAAAAACAUUUUGGCCGCUUUGGGAAAGUGCACAGAGUGUACUGCAGACCUGAAAAGAAUCUUGUUAUUGUUCAUUUCUAUGAUCAUGCAUCUGCAGCAUUGGCAAAAAAGAAGGGGAAACAUUUCCAGGGGACUGAAAUCCAUAUAUUUUGGCAAAGAAAGAAACAAAGCCCAGGCACAAAAAGAGAGAAACCUUCAGAAGCUAAGGAUGUGGUUAGUGCAGAAGAGCUGUCAAGGCAAGAGGGCUCCGUCGCCCCACUGAGAAAACCAGGGCCCAGACCUCCUGCUGUCAGCACUUCACUUGUUAAAGGAUCUCCUGCCAAGAAAUUCUCGGCAGCUAAAACCCUCCAGUUUGAUAGUGACCUCCAACAGGAUGUAGGCUCAGAAUGUCAGAGUAUAGAUCGACCAGUGAUCAUCAUGCCAUCCUCGCUUCAGCCUCUGAUUGGGCAAAUAGCUGAAACAGCAGAAGAAAAAUACCGCCUUCUUGAGCAGAGAGACAAGAUUCUUCGCCAGAUGAGAUCAAAGAGAACUGACUUGGACAUGUCCAAAGUGUUUGUGGGAACAUGUCCAGAUAUGUGCCCAGAGAAGGAGCGCUACAUGAGAGAAACCCGUAACCAACUCAGCGUUUUUGAACUCGUUCCAGAUACAGAAAAGGUGGACCACCCUGCUGCCAUUAAAGAAUACAGCAGGUCAUCAGCUGACCAGGAGGAGCCUCUCCCGCAUGAGCUAAGGCCUCUGCCAGUUCUGACCAUGACAAUGCACUACUUGGUCACUCAGAUAAUGGACCAAGGCGAGGGUAACUACAGAGAUUGGUAUGACUUUGUUUGGAACAGAACCAGAGGAAUUCGCAAGGAUAUUACACAGCAGCAUCUAUGUGACCCGCUGACUGUGUCUCUAAUAGAGAAAUGCACUCGCUUCCACAUCCACUGUGCCCACCAUCUGUGCCAGGAACCUAUGAUGUCCUUCGAUGCUAAGAUUAAUAAUGAGAACAUGACCAAGUGCCUCCAGAGUUUGAAAGAGAUGUAUCAGGACCUGGAUUCCAAGGAUGUGUACUGCCAAAAUGAGGCAGAGUUCCGUCAGUACAAUGUUCUGCUCAAACUGAACGAUGGUGAUAUUCUCCGUGAGGUUCAGCAAUUUCGCAAAGAAGUCCGGGACUCCGUGGAGGUGAAGUUUGCAGUUCAAGCUUUUGCAGCCCUUAACAGCAACAACUUUGUCAGAUUCUUCAAAUUGGUGAAAGCAGCAUCUUAUCUGUCUGGUUGCAUUCUCCACAGAUACUUUAACCAAGUAAGGCUUUCUGCACUGAAAGCCUUGAAUAUCGCCUAUACUGUGGGUUCUCAGCGGUCCACCACUUUCCCUUUGGAGGACUUGGUCCGAAUGCUUAUGUUUCGCAAUGCUUCUGAAGCCAUGGACUUUCUGCAGCUUUAUGGACUUAACGUUGCUGAUGGCAUGGUUGAGCUGAGCCGUACUGCUUAUCAGGAGCCGGAUUUACCCAUUCCUCCUAAGAGAUCUGUUGCCAUUGAAAAGAAGAAAAGGGUGCUGGUUGGGGAGAUUGUGAAUGGAGGCCCACUGCCCAACCCACCGCAGCACACACCGGUCUGCAGCUUUGACUCAAACAAUAAAUACAGGGGAGAUUUAGCCUCCUUGGAGUCAUUGCCUGAUGCCCUUAAAGUCAAACCCCUGGUUGAACUGGAUCCAAGACCUCAGCUCAAACCCAAAUUGCUGUCAGAGCCAAGGUUGUUCACGGAGCCCCCUGUAGCAGUGGAGGUGGUCCAGCAGGAAGACACACAGGAGACUGGAGAGUCCUCACAACAUAUUGUACCACUGCCCCCAGUAAACCCCCAGCUCAUGUUCCAGCCCAUCGCUCAGCCUAUAGUUCACCCCAUAGCUCAGCCCCAGCCUGUCAGACCUCCAUCUCCAAAGAGAGAACCAGCCUACUCUGACCAGGAGUUAAUGGCUGAAGUGGAGUCUGUGGUGGAGGAGGUCCUGACGGGCGAAGUCUUAGACAUAGCUAAAGCUGGGGCGCAAUAUGUCUCAACAGCUCUGAGUGUGAGUACAACUGAGCUUCAGACAAUUGUCAGUGACGUUGUGGCUCAGAUGCUCAGAGAAGUGUCUACAUCAGAGAUCCUGGCUGAGAAAGAGCGAAUCGCUGAGGAGAAACGCAAGCUGGAGGAAGACAGGCGGAGAAGGGAACGCGAGGCUUUCCUGGACAAGCUAAGCUCAGAGCUGUGUGCUGAAAUAAGUGAGGAGGUCCUUUCCCAGUGCACCAGGGAAAUGGCUGAUAUAGAAAUAAAACUUGCAUUGGAGGAGAAGGCUGCAUGUGUGGCUGGAUGCACAGAGCAAGUGUGUAACAGCUUAGUGGAGGAGACAUUGGCUAUGGAACUUGACUGCCUGGUCAGAGAGGUGGUGGAGGCACAUUUAUGGCAGAUACACAAGGUUAUUAAGAGGUGGCGUGAUGUGGUAGCAAUACGUAGACAGUUGAAGAGACAGAUGCGUGGAUUCCCUGCAGCCCCAUGCUGUGUCGAUCCUCGUUUCAAGCUGAAAGCUUUGGUUCCAAGUGCUCCGUCCUUCCCAUCUAUGGACACACUUGCUCGAGGCCUCAUCAACCUGGGCAAUGCAGGGAACAUGGUAGUGUCCUGCACGAGGUUAUUAAAAACAAGGAAUGACACUAUUCGAAAGAUGCGAGUAGAUCACUAUUACAGUUUGCUAUUGAGUGAGCGUGUAUGGUCUCAUCUCGACCUGACGACUCUUGUGGCUGAAAGCACCUCUAAUCCACCUGACAGAAUCUUCUGGAAAGCCACUCUUCUGCUACCCAGUGACCAGGACAGUAACAUGAGCAGCAUAUUGACCAAAUGGCUGAAAGUUAAGCUGGGUGGUGGAGAGAGGAUGGAAGAAAACAUGGCAGAGUCAGAAGGGAAGCUCAAAACUCUGGUUAUCAGUAACAGCUUGAGAGAUGUUGGACAAAAGACCCACAAAGUUCAUAUCUGCAUAAAGGUGAGCCAAGGGCCUCUGAGCGAGGAGGGGCAGAUUCAGCUGGAGGAGAAGAAUCAGCUCCUAGGUACCAGAUCUCUACUGAUGCUAUUACCCACUCUACCCUGCAUUGGGAUUGAUGAGGAGGAUGUACCCCUCCUCUCUGCCCUCCUCCAGCUGAAGCAGGUUCAGCAGGCCAGCGGCUGGGACACUGCACUACCCUUGGCACUGCUCAUACCUGACCAGCUUGAAGGAGCAGUUAGUGACCAGAAGUUAGAAGAAGUGCUUAUGCUGAAGACAUUAGUUCAAGAUGGGCUUAUAUCAGAAUACAUCUUUAUCCAUCUCUCUGGGAGUGUGACUGAUCUACAAGGAUCCAAACAACUUAGCGAAGCUGUUCGCUGGCUGAUUGCUCACUCUCCAGCCUCUACAGUCCUCUCCUCUCAGCCUCUGCUCCAGUUUGUGGAAGGAGGAUUGUGUCGUGAGUUUCACAGCAGGUUUUUUCAUGACAAGCAGGAGAGGGCACAGGCAGCUCUGCCAUGCCAAGAGCCAGCGGUAGUCAUCCAACUCUAUAACAGUGUGCUGGUCCAUCUGGCAGAUGUAGUCAGCUCCAAGAGGCUUGUUCGUAUCUCUUGGCCCCCAUCUGAAUUCUCUUUGCCUGAGAACAGACAUAUUGUACCACAUCUAGACUGGAAUUCCCCUCAGCACCUGGAAUGGCUAAGAAGAGCAAUCCUCAGUCUGCAGAUCCCUGAGUUGAAAUGUCCUCCUGAAAACGCUCCAUGGCCCUAUUUGUGCACAUCCAUAUUUGAGUAUGUGUCCCAGAUCCCCAGCUCUGCCCAAAGCCAGCCCCUCCUUAUGUCACAUCUAGAGCACCUGCUAGCAAGAGUACAUGCUCAUUACCUGCAACAAGUUCAUCAAGAUGAAGCAUGUGAAGGGAUUUCCUUUAGUCACAUACCCUGGGAUGACAUUUUGAUUCUAUGCAUAGAGCAUAAACUGAAAGACUGGCACUUCCCAGAGAGUCCAGUAGCAGCAGAUGCUUUCGCUGACAAAGGAGAGAUUUUUGUGUAUUAUUACAAAGAGGAACUUAAAGAUUUUCCUCCUCCUGUGAGUUGGGUAGCAGCAGUGAAUCGCACCCACAUGGAGAAACAGCAGAACACAGUAAGGUCAAAUAUGAUCUCCACACUCCCUCUGACCCCAGCAGCAUUGUUCCCUAGACAGAGACUGUUUGAGAGUCUGAUAGAAGCAGAGGAGAAGCCCUCUAUGUUAGACAUCUCUCAUACUCCUUCUCCUCAGGAGCUCCUGCCUCAGCGACUGCUCUCUGGGAUACAACAAGAGAAAGCUCAAAGUCAGAGGUUUGAAGAACAGCUGCAGCGCUGGUUAGCGUUGGAACCUCUAGACUCGGCCACCACACCUCUGUUUGUGCCAUCCACGCUGCUAUCCAUGCCUGAGAUACUAAUUCCUAUACAGCGCCCCAGUGCUUCUGCUGCCUGCAGCAUACAGGAACUAGAAACAGAAGACCCUUCUGAGGUGCCUUGCACUUACAGUAAAAGGGGAACUUUGUCUCUAACACAACGACUGAAAGAGCUCGAUAGACUGGUAUUAGCAAAUCGAGAGGAGGAGCUGGCAUGCAGUCUCAAGCUAAACAGCCUACUUGAUAUUAUAGAAGACUGAGUCAUGCUCUCCUGCCAUUUUUAUAUAACAGUGAUUCUGCAUGAUGGGUCAAUAUUUGUUACAUACUGAUAACAUAUUGGGAUCUUAUAAGCUUCUGUCAGGGUUAAGAAUGAUCGAGGAUCUUUAUAAUACUACAGAACCUUAUAAUACAAUGGUCAUGCUUUUGGUAACUGAUUUUGUUGAUGUAACUGAUUUUGUUUCGUUGAUGUAUAAACGUGUGUGAAUCUGAGAUGUUUGUGAAUAAACGUGUGUGAAUCUGAGAUAUGUUUGUGUAUAAACGUGUGUGAAUCUGAGAUAUGUUUGUGUAUGAACGUGUGUGAAUCUGAGAUGUGAUGUUUGUGUGCUGCUGAUGGAAAAUUCUGUUAAUUGCUAUGAUUAAAAAGUGAGAUAUUGGGAAUGUAUUUUUGCAUUUAAACAUGUUGCAAUAAAGUUUUUUUUCACUUAUGUUUGCUGAUUUACAGUUUUUGCCAAAAAAAAUAAAUAAAUGAAAAAAAUUGACUUGUA
Tachysurus vachellii is the source of this 7057-nucleotide messenger RNA. It is a transcript of the gene mcm3ap, whose product is annotated as minichromosome maintenance complex component 3 associated protein. The transcript has 28 exons. Gene Ontology annotation, cellular component: nucleus; transcription export complex 2; cytoplasm. The record is from RefSeq and is a predicted model, not a curated record. The coding region runs from base 332 to 6553 and encodes 2073 amino acids. Gene Ontology annotation, biological process: mRNA export from nucleus. NCBI's taxonomy places the organism in Eukaryota, Metazoa, Chordata, Actinopteri, Siluriformes, Bagridae. Gene Ontology annotation, molecular function: RNA binding.